AUGGACGGGCCCGGGCGGGAGCUGCUGAGGAGCCGCUUGGUCCAUCUCUGGAUUCUCCAAGGACUGACUGCCCAUCCACUCUGACCACAGCCGGGGCCACAUCCCAGCACCUGCCCAGCGUCCAUCCAUGGCAGUGAGCUCCGUGUUCCCCCCUUCUGCCUCACCCACCGAAGGAGACGAUCCGUGUGAGACAGAUGUCACCAGUGUGGCCAUACACAAUGUGACACUGCUCAUCUGCCUCUGUGGGCUGGCUGGGAAUGGGGCUCUCUUCUGCCUCCUCAGAUGGAAAGGGCAUACUGCCUGCAUCUUUGGCCUGGCUGUCGCCGAUUUCCUCUUCCUCCUCUUUGCGGUCCCCUCUGCCCUGCUCUUCCUGCUGGAGGACGUGUCCUGCUCUCCUAUCCUGCCCCUGAUGUAUGUGAGCUUCCUUUACCUGGUGUCAGUGGUCUCCUGCUACUGGGCACUCUUCUGGAUGACAGCCAUCAGCGCCAAAAAGGACAUGAAAAAGCUCUGCAAGCUCUGCUGCCACUGUGACCUUCCCGAUCCCAUGAUGUGGGUGCUGUGGGGCGCUCAGUGCUUGGCCUUCUUCGCUCUCUUCAUUGCCAUUCCCACAGUGACAUACCUGUGCCCAUCACACGAGCAGGAGCACUGCCAGGUGGCUCUCACCUCCAUGUUCACCGUCAUCCUGCUCCUCUUUGCUGCACCCAUGGUCAUUACCCGCACAAUUGACAUUAUUAAAGCCAAGUGUGGCUCCCAGCAGCAGUGUCCCAAGAGGUUCCACAUCGUUAUCUUCCUCCUUGUGCUCUUGGCUCUCCUCCUCAUCCUCUUGAAUUUCCUGCAGCACCUCGGUUACACGGUUGUAUCCUCCCAGGUUGUUUUCCUGCUCGCCUGCAUCCACAGCACCAUCAAACCCUUCAUCUACUUCUUGGCAGGGAGGUGCUGGAGCCCCUGCUCCGUGGGGUCCCUCCGGCUCUCGCUCCAGAGGGUCUUUGAGGAGACAGAAAGACAAAAAUGCCCGCAGCAAGGAUACCAACAGGGACACGGGGGGUCUGAGCCUGUUGAACCUUUCCCCUGCGCUGCUGAAGAACCCCGGGACAGUGACUGAGGGAUUCCUUGAGCCAUCGGAUUUAUAAAUAUCGACCGUAUUACCGCCCCCUCCCAUGCUGGAUUCCUGCAGGAGAAGGGAGCAGGGGCAGUGCCAAGGGCAAUGUGGGAGGGAUGCUCUGCAGGGAGCACACUGGAGCAUGGAUUUCCUCCUCCCUCCCAGCUCCACGUGGCUCCAAGCAGUGCAGCCGGGCUCAGUCCUGUUCCCUGGCUCUAUUCCCCAUGGAAUGACCCUCACUGCCUCUGCGCCCCAGGGAAUAAACUCCGUUUCCUUUGGCUCAGCA
Molecule: messenger RNA, 1385 nt
Organism: Corvus hawaiiensis (hawaiian crow)
Lineage: Eukaryota; Metazoa; Chordata; Aves; Passeriformes; Corvidae
Product: mas-related G-protein coupled receptor member H-like
Exons: 2
Coding region: 128-1102 (324 amino acids)
Biological process (GO): G protein-coupled receptor signaling pathway
Cellular component (GO): membrane
Molecular function (GO): G protein-coupled receptor activity
Source: RefSeq, a predicted model, not a curated record